Molecule: messenger RNA, 2054 nt
Organism: Abrus precatorius (Indian licorice)
Lineage: Eukaryota; Viridiplantae; Streptophyta; Magnoliopsida; Fabales; Fabaceae
Product: rop guanine nucleotide exchange factor 5-like
Exons: 7
Coding region: 143-1900 (585 amino acids)
Molecular function (GO): guanyl-nucleotide exchange factor activity
Source: RefSeq, a predicted model, not a curated record
AAUGUUGUCUCAUUGUUAUGUUUGAAGCUAUGUUCUCAGUAUCUUGCUUAUCUGGGUGAGUUGUGACACCCCAUUUGCCUUUUGGGACUGAAAAAUCUUUCUUUCAUUCAUCCUCGUUGUUGUGGAAAAGUGGUUCUCCAAGAUGGAUGCUUUAUCCAAGAAGAACGAAGAUUCUCUAAAGAAAAGAGAUGGGUCUCGGCCUAGUGUCACCGAUUCCAGUGCAGAGUCUAGGGAAACCAGUUUCAGUGGAUCCAGUUCUUCAGUUUCUGCUGAAGAAGUAAAGCAAAAAGGGUCUUCUUCUCCUUCUCCUCUUGGUUGGCCUAUUCUCAAGGCUAAAGUUUCCAAAUGCUCAAAUUCUGAUGAAAAAGAAAAUAAACAUAAAUCCCACUUGGAAGACACAAAAUUUACCUCUAUCCAUUUAAAAUUGUCAGAAGUUGACAUGAUGAAGGAAAGGUUUGCAAAAUUGUUGCUUGGUGAAGAUAUGUCAGGUUCUGGAAAAGGGGUUUGUACUGCUUUGGCCAUAUCAAACGCCAUUACUAAUCUGUGUGCCACUGUAUUUGGGCAAUUAUGGAGACUAGAACCUCUACCUUCUGAGAAGAAAGAAAUGUGGCAGAGAGAGAUGGAAUGGCUUGUUUGCGUUAGUGAUCACAUUGUUGAAUUAAUACCUUCUUGGCAAACAUUUCCUGAUGGGAGUAAGCUUGAGGUAAUGACUUGCAGGCCUAGGACAGAUAUUUUUAUCAAUCUUCCAGCUCUACGCAAACUUGACAACAUGCUUCUCGAAAUUUUAGACAGUUUCACCACUACAGAGUUUUGGUAUAUUGAUCAAGGAAUUGUAGCCCCAGAUGCAGAUGGUUCGGCCUCUUUUCGCAGAACAAUUCAGCGGCAAGAAGAGAAGUGGUGGCUUCCUGUACCCCGUGUACCCCCUGCAGGUCUCAGUGAGGACUCAAGAAAGCAGUUGAAUCACUCUCGAGAAUGUGCAAACCAAAUUCUAAAAGCAGCAAUGGCUAUCAACAGCAUUGCUUUGGCUGAAAUGGAAGUUCCAGAAUCAUAUUUAGAGCUCCUUCCUAAGAAUGGAAGAACUUGCCUAGGGGAUUUUGUUUACCGUUACAUCACAUCAGAUCAAUUUUCUCCAGAGUUCUUACUUGAUUGCUUAGACAUCUCCUCAGAACAUGUUGCACUAGAGAUUGCUAACCGCGUGGAAGCAGCAAUUUAUGUAUGGCGUCGAAGAGCUCACUCUAAGCCCUCACCUAGUCCCAACCGUUCUACUACUAAAUCAUCAUGGGAAAUAGUCAAGGACUUUAUGAUUGAUGGAGAUAAGAGAGAACUGCUAGCAGAUAGAGCUGAAAACAUUCUACUUUCCUUGAAGCAACGGUUCCCAGGCUUAAGUCAAACCACCCUUGACACUAGCAAGAUCCAGUGCAACAAGGAUGUUGGAAAAUCCGUGCUAGAGAGCUACUCAAGAGUUUUGGAGAGCAUGGCUUCUAACAUUGUAGCCCGUAUAGAUGAUUUGCUAUAUGUGGAUGACUUGACCAAACAUUCGGAGAGGUUUGCAUUGGUUCCUACUACAGUUAACGUGGUUUCUCAGCAGAAGAAGGUUACCCGUCCACUCUCCUCAGUGUCUGUCUCAGGCACUACUCCACACAAAGGAGGAUUAGGCACACCUAGCUUUUCACCUGUGCCACUAAUUAGUCCUGCACGAGGGGAGAGAACCCCUUUUCUCCACAACAAUAACAACGGCAUCAAACCUCAUCGUCGUGGCUUUGGGGUGAGGAGAGUGUUAUCAAAUUAUCUUGGAGUAGAGACAAAGUCAAAGAUAUGCGGCAACUCAAAUGAGGUUAAUUGUUCACACCCAGAACAACGUUUGAAGGAAUCAUGUGCCCUCAAAAACAAGACCAAAUGAGGAGCAAGGUUUAUUAUUAUUAAUUAGAGCACUCAUUAUGGGAGGUAGAUGAGAUUCGGUGGCACAAACUCAUAAGCAUUUAUGAAAUUUUUUUUUUUCAUUUGUAUCAUUCACGGAUAUAUUUAUUGGUAGUUGAAAAUUCAAAUUCAUAGUG